This is a messenger RNA of Mya arenaria, 3746 nucleotides long. RefSeq names its product actin-binding Rho-activating protein-like. Bases 175 to 966 code for a protein of 263 amino acids. Lineage: Eukaryota; Metazoa; Mollusca; Bivalvia; Myida; Myidae. The record is from RefSeq and is a predicted model, not a curated record. Gene Ontology annotation, molecular function: actin binding. The transcript has 2 exons. Gene Ontology annotation, biological process: positive regulation of Rho protein signal transduction.
UGGGCUUAUCAGAUGGAAACUGUACGGUACUUCGCCCACGGGGUAGCGACCUGGAAUAUUUAGAGAUGUAUAUACGUCUACCUGGCAGGGAUGGUACUGCGUUUAGUCUUCUGGAAUAUCUCAGAGAGCAAACAGGACAUAUGAAAGAAGUAAUAAUCUACUUAGCGAUCAAAAAUGGCGUCGAAUAUGCGAAAAAUCCAUUCAUCUUUGCCUUUAGAUAACUUUAUACGAGAAUCAAUUGACGAGGAUGACAAUCAAGAAGCAUUAGAAGACUGGGAACAGGAAAAUGACGACGUUGAUGACGUCAUCACUUUAAGGGCGCCUUCACCGGAAACUAAAAAACACGAAAAGCGCUCGAGUUCUGUCCCACCAAAAGUCAGAAAUGGAAUGGUGGACAAAGAUGGCAUGUCUAAAUCUAAAAGUUUUUGGCAAAAGAAAAUCGAUGUUUACGAAGUCGAUAAGUUGAUUAAUCCAUUUAGUGACUUCUGGGGUCAAGACCGCUCGCAAUAUCUGAACGUUUUGGAAAACGCUAAGGCUGUGUGGAAAGGCGCCGAUAAACGCACGAAAUUGACAAAAGCAGACGACAAAUAUGGUCACGUGGUCGAAGGGACGUUAACGGAAUACCGGGGGAAGAAGGCUAAAAACUUCAUCGCGGGUAAUAUAAUUGAGUGUUGUGAAACCAUACGGAGUCUUGCAGGUCAGCAACAGCCUGAUGGAACGUAUCAAAUUGCUUUUGGACUAUUGUUCAAGGCGUACGAGAGAAUUAACGACAAACUUGUUGGGUUAUUGGUGCGCGCGAGACGCCACAAUUUGUUGGAGUUUCCUGGAGAGAUGUUGUACCAGGGUCAGGAUGAUCGCGUCUUAAUAACGCUGUACAAAGUUCCCACACUGGACGAACUGGAACUCAAAUAUAUGGAGUUUAGUAAACCGACGGAACAGAAGAAUCCUGAACAUAGUGCGCAGUGAUUUUUUGGACGUUAGCCACGCUUAAAAAACGUAAUUGACGUUAAAAUGAUUACUGACGAUUACGUUACAGAUAUAUGGAGUUUAGUAAGCCGACGGAACAAAAGAAUCCUGAACAUAGUGCGAAGUGAUUUUUUGACGUUAGCCACGCUUAAAUGACGUUUAAAAUGAUUGCUGACGUAUACGUUACACUUAUGCAAAAAUAAUGUUAUUGAAAUAUGAAUACAACUAGAGAUUUAUUACUGUAUUAAUUGCAAAAUAUAAAUGUUAAUGACAUGGCUAUAGUGACGUUUGUCGUAUGACGUUUGAUAUAACGUCAGUCAAUACGUCUUAACUAACUGAAUAAGUAUAACAUUUACAAUCAAUGGAGCGUGCAAAAAAUAGCGAAACUGUGGUUAAAAAAAACGCCAAGUCUUUCGUUUGUAAAUGCUGUUUUUACUUUUAAUUUUGCUUGUCAAAACUAUUGAUAUCAUUUAUUUCAUGCACAUUUUAUUUCUAAAUGAUAUUCAAAGUAGCCCGAAGCAAAACUGAUUUUCUUACACAAGAAUCGAGUUUCUUUUCUAUAUUCGUUUAUGCAAAUUUAUAAAAACAAACGUGCAUUUAUAUUUAUUGUUACUCCACGUAACGCGAUGCUUCUCAGUCGUAUAAUUGUAUAAUUAUGAUAUUAACCCAUAACUAGGCCACACCAAAAUGAUUCUAUGUUUAGCGUCAUCAAGCUGGUAGUUUUUAAUCUUCAGAAUGGCAAUGAUAACAUUUACCAAAAUCUAGAUUAAGCAAAGAAAUAAUAUUUUCUGGACUUAUCAAUUUAUAUAAUAUCUGAGUAAAGAAAUGUAGCAUUAUUGUGAGAAGAUCAACUUUCGUGAGGUAUAGACAUUUUUGGGCGAAAUCUGCUAUGAAGGACAUAUGUUGCAAAGAUAAUACAGUAGUCUUUUUCCUGACUGGUCGGUAGGAACCAGAGGCUAAAUAUAUUAUCAGUUCGGUAUUGCCUUAUGCCUAUUCCUCUGCAGCCAAUUGUAUUAUACUGGAUAAGUUAUCCACUGGAUAUAUUUUGGUUAGUUUGCAGAUAAAAACAAUUUCAUUGGUCAACAAAACUAUUGGAUAAAAAUAUUGACCAAUCAGUAUACACUUGGCUAAUUUAAACCAAACCAAGGAAUUAACCAAGCUUUGGUAAUUUGUCCACAGGUAAAGCGUUGGGCAAUUUACUCAUUAAAUAACUCCAUUGGCCAGUAGCUAUUAUUAAAUAAAUAUUGACCAAUCAAUAAACGAUUUGGAUAACUUUGAUCAAACCGAAAAUUUAACCAGUUUUUUUUUACAGUUGGCUAGAGUUGUAUAAGAUAGGCUGUUUAUAGAUGGACAAGAUAGGUGAUAGUUGUCUAUUACUCAGUGUUUUAUGAACAUUCGAAUGAAUAUUAUGAUUCCAGUGUAAAUAAGAUUUCUAAUUUUUGAUUCGUUGUAUUAUUUUUAGUUGUUAGUGCUGUUUAUAGCAAGUCAUGACUACAGCUAUGUUUCAUAGAAAUGUUUUCAAGAAAUGAAAUUAUUGACAAUUACAUUAAGGAUUAUAUUAUAUAUAAUCUGUUAUUAACAACUAUUGACAACACAUUAUUUUACAAUUAAUUGAUUAUAAUCAUUAUUAUAUAUUCCAAAUGUACGUAUGUGCCAGAGAAAGUUUUCCAGUUAAUAUAUUUCGUGUAAAAAUACAGCCGAACUCCGUUGGCUCGAGCUCGCUUGACUCGAAUUCCUCUUUGUCUCGAACUAGAUAUUAAGGACCGAUUUCUUUAUAUUGUAGGUAGAUAAUCCCACAUAGCUCGAAUUAUCCGAGGCUCGAGGUGUUUUGAUCGGUCCCUGAGAGUUCGAGCCAAUGGGGUUCGACUGUUUUGUUAUUCUAUGAAGCACAGUACCCAGUUAAACCAGUUGGGAGCGAAUUUACUACAGUAAAACUGAAAUUACUGUUGAACACUGGUCAGUACAAUGUUCUUCCUUGUUUGCGUUAAUAUCAUUAGGCUAAAUAAUAGUAUUUUUUGUUUACAUUAACAUCUCCAAAAACAUAGGGAAGGUGGGUAGGCAUAACUUUUUUAUACAUGUUUUGAUAGCCGGGAUUCUGUACCAAACCGAUCUAUAUCAGGGUAUAUAUUCACAAUUUUUUAUAAAAAAUUAAAUAUGAAAUGGUCAAAUUUUAACAUGUUCACUCUAAUAAAUUCAUGAAAUUACUAAAAACAUACAUAUUUCGACCAAAACGCGAAAAGUGUAGGGACGGGAGGAAAUAAAAGGAUCAAUCGGGUUAGUCGAAUAAAAGAAAAUAAUACGCCUUAGGCCUAAAAAAAUACUUUUGGUUCGGGUUGCCCGACCAAACCUACGUAAUAGGCACUCACCCUACCGUUUUUAUAGUCUGUUUGUGAUUAAAAAAAUAUAAUAAUAAUAAUAGCAAGAGUAAUAAUAAUAAUGAUAAUUUUAGUGAGUGUUCAAAAGCCUACCUACCCUACCUGUUUUUCAAUUGAUAUAAACCUAUUUAAACCAUUGUUUCGGCCGUAGGGACGUGAUUUUUCUCAGGUCUGUACUUUGUUUUAUAACGCUUUGUUUUUUUGUAAAACACUUAGAAUAUGAAUAACAACAUGCUUAACUGAAAGUAUAUUGCUUGGGUUUAAAAUAUACUAAUGUAUUUAUGAGUUGCUUUCGUACAAUAUGCAGUCCUAGUUCAUUUGUUAAUUGCAUAAACAUGUAAAUGUACUUUUAUAUUGUUUUUAUUUUUUGUUCCAAAAAUUGAAAUAAAUUCAGAACUCUUCAAA